AUGAUAGAAUCUCAACGAUUAAAUUGGGUGAGAUUUAAUCAAAAUAAGAUCAGAGCUGAGGUUUAUUCUGGAUUACAUGACGCAGUAGCUAGGGGCGACACCGAAGCUACAACAACUGGAAAGCGCAUCAUAUUGCCAGCUUCAUACAUGGGAAGCACACGAUACAUGUUCAAUAAUUGUCAAGACGCUAUGGCAAUUUGCAAGAGAUUUGGAUAUCCAGAUUUGUUCAUAACUAUAACAUGCAACACCAAUUGGCCAGAAAUCAAGUCGUUUGUUGAGUCGAGGCGAUCCCGCCCAGAUGAGCGUCCAGAUAUUUUAGUUCGCAUUUUUAAGAUGAAGGUGAACCAGCUGAUUAAAGAUUUCAAAAAUGGUCAUUUAUUUGAAAAAGUGGAUGCAAGCAUGUAUACAAUUGAAUUUCAGAAAAGAGGACUUCCUCACGCGCACAUACUGAUUUGGUUGCAAGGAGAAAAUAAGUUGAAGACUGGGGACGACAUUGACAAAGUCAUCUCUGCCGAGCUUCCUGAUCCAGUGUAUGUUGUGCCUUACAAUCCCACGCUCCUUAUGAGGUAUCAAGCUCACAUAAAUGUCGAGUAUUGUAACAAGUCCAAUGCUAUAAAAUAUUUGUUCAAAUAUAUCAACAAAGGCGCAGACCGAGCAAUGCUUGAAAUUUCACAUAAGGACAACGAUGAUCAAGCGAAAGAGCCAAUGGAUGAGGUAAAGCAAUAUUAUGAUUGUCGUUAUCUUUCUCCGUGUGAGGCAACUUGGAGAACAUUUGACUUUACCAUACACAAACGAUGGCCAUCUGUGAAAAAACUAAAUUUUCAUCUUCCAAAUGAAUAUUUGGUAUACUAUAAUGAUGACGAAGACGUUGGAGAUGUUCUAGAAAAGAGUGGUAAAAAACCCACAAUGUUUAUGGCUUGGUUUGCAGCUAAUGAAAAAUACCGAGAAGGGCAGGAUCUAACAUAUGCUGAAUUUCCCAGUAGAUUUGUUUAUCAUAACAAAGAUGGAAUCUGGAAACCAAGAAAGAGGGGUUUUAAAAUUGGCAGACUACAGUAUAUCCCUCCAGGCAUCGGCGAGUUAUAUAUCAUGAGAAUCCUACUAACUAUGCAAAAGGGUUGUACAUCAUAUAGAAGUAUCAGAACAGUGAAGGGAAUAACAUAUGAUACUUUUAAGGAAGCAUGCGAUCAAUUGGGAUUGCUAACAGAUGACAAAGAAUAUAUUGAUGCAAUUAAAGAAGUCUCUGAUUUAGCUUCCGGAGAACAAAUGAGAAAACUCUUUGUAAGAAUGUUGAUGAUGAAUUCAAUCUCAAAACCUAUUGAUGUUUGGGAAGCAUGCUGA
Messenger RNA from Lotus japonicus, 1338 nucleotides. RefSeq lists its product as uncharacterized. The coding region runs from base 1 to 1338 and encodes 445 amino acids. The record is from RefSeq and is a predicted model, not a curated record. Lineage: Eukaryota; Viridiplantae; Streptophyta; Magnoliopsida; Fabales; Fabaceae. The transcript has 3 exons.